Messenger RNA from Aphis gossypii (cotton aphid), 1081 nucleotides. RefSeq lists its product as uncharacterized. The transcript has 4 exons. The record is from RefSeq and is a predicted model, not a curated record. Bases 238 to 882 code for a protein of 214 amino acids. NCBI's taxonomy places the organism in Eukaryota, Metazoa, Arthropoda, Insecta, Hemiptera, Aphididae. Gene Ontology annotation, biological process: NADH dehydrogenase complex assembly.
CAAAACGCAGCGGCAGUCACUCCGUCCGCGUCGUACUGCUCGCACUGCCGAACCGCACACACACACACACGUCACGUGAUUAUCCACGGCUCGCUUGCCCGUCGUGUCUACAAUUUCGUACCUGUGCAGUGCUGCGCGCGGCCGUCACUGAAAACCCGGAAAGGAGUUUCAGAAUUGAUUUUAUGGUUUUUCAAACCGUAGAAAACAUCAAUCUGUCGACUAUAAAACAUAAGUAAUAUGUUGAUGAAAUUGAAAGUGUUAAUUUUAUUUUCGAUUAGUGCACAAAUUUCUCGUUCGACAAUUAUGGCCUAUAAUCCCCCUUUAUCAAGUUUGUUGUUAUUCGAUUUUCAAAAUGUUACCGAUUUAAAUAACUGGACAGAACAAUCGGACACUGUAAGAUCAGUAGGAAAGUCAAAAGCAACAUUUGAUUUAUAUAAAACUCAAACUAAACAGUCUGCAAUCCUCUUCACGUUGCUAAAUCCACAAUCAAACGGUGCAUGUUUCAGUGGCGUCCGUACAACAACACAAUUAAACCUUGAUGGAUAUGAAUAUAUAUCAUUUUUAUGCAAAACCGCAGGAAAUGCCACUACAUAUAAAAUUAUUUUGAGGCACAAUAAUUUAAACGACGAACCAAACCCAACUUAUGAACAAAAAUUUAAGGUUAAUACUGAUUCAGAAACAACAGUAAAAUUGCCAAUUUCACAAUUUGAUCCAUAUUAUAGGGGUAAAAUAAUACUAGAUGGACCUACUUUAAAUGUGAAAAAUAUUACCAGCUUUGGCAUUCAAGUGGCUGGUGGUGUUUAUGAAAAUUUUAAGCAAUCGGGCUUAUCAUCAUUAGUGGUGGAUCAAAUAUGGGCAGAACCCAACGAAGAUGCAAACUGAACAAUUUUACAUCAUCAUUAUUCAUUUAUGAUUUAAAUAAUAUUAAUUUCUGUCAACUAUUGUACUUAUUACUUAUUAAUUAGAUAUUAUCUAUAAGUAGACAGUUAAAACAUAUUGUACGGCGUAUGCUACUUCAUUUAAAUCAACUGAAUAUUGCAAAGUUAAUUACCUAUUCAUAAUAUAUAAUAUUGUAUUUUAA